UGGCUGAAGAUCUGCUGUAAGGUUAGCUAAGAGUUUCCCAGAGUUUAGUUGCGAAACUGCAUCUGACUCACAGCCAAAACUCUGAGCAAUUAAAGAGGCACGCAGCAGCUCAGAGCACAGACAGCAGCAGCUGAAUCUCCAGACCCUGCAGAGGCUGCACUCCGACUCCUCCACCUUCACUGCCUUCAUCGUCUCCGGCGUCUGAAGAUUUUCCAUCAGGAUGGACAGCAGAAUCGUGAUGGUGUGUUUACUUUUGACCGUCUUCCCUCUGACCGAAGGUCUGGGUGUGGACCCACGGUGCCGCUGCAGUGGAACCGAGAGCAAACGGAUCGGCAGACUGAUAGAGAGCGUGGAACUCUUCCCCCCGAAUCUCCACUGCAAAGAGACAGAGAUCAUAGCGACGCUAAAGAACACCGGUAAGGAGAUCUGUCUGGACACCACAGCUCCAUGGGUCAAGAAGGUCAUCGAGAAGAUCAUGGCCAGCCGGUCACCCUGAGGUCAGACUCUCGACUCGUCCACCAUCUUUAUCUGACAUUCUAGAUGAGCUUUUCUGGGCCUGUCCUGGAAAACUGGAGUCUUUCUUGGUGGGCGUCCACGGAAUCUGCUUUAAGAUGUUGGUGCCAAAAUUGCUCUGAUUUAUCUUGGUGGUCUUGAUGCUGAUCUUUUCUUCUUGACUUCUCCAUUCUGCCAGCACUGGGGUCAUUUUUGUCUUCUUACCACACCCUACAGCCCAGCGUGGAACUCCUUCUGCUUUUUGAUUCUGCUUUCAUUAUAACAUACUAUAGAACUACUGUAUCAGCUGUACUUACUUUAUUGCUGAUUAGGAUGCUCUCGAACAUGGUAGAAAUGACCAGGACCAUUUGGAAUUGUAUACAGUUUACAUAUGCAUAUCACUGAUGCCGGACAAAAACCUUGUAUCUCCAUUUUUGUCCUUUUUCACUUUUUGACAUAUUUUGAGAAGGCCUCCUGUCCCUCUUUACAUUGUGUGUGAAUUUCAUGAUGAAUGGACCAGAAUAAAUGACCAAAACAUACUUGGAAAAAAGUCGGGUUCCAUUGGCUUACAUUAAAAAUCAAGUACUUUUUUCCUUCUCCUGUAAAGUUACCAGAUUGGAGACACAAGGUUCUGUUCUGACAACAGUGAUUUGCUUAUGAAUGGCCCAUUGUCACGGAUUCCCCAUUGUCCCUCUGUGUGUGUUUCUUCCCCUCUAUGGUAGCCAUGUGCCUUUGUUUUCUUGUGCCAUGUGCUGCUGUUGUUGUUCUGUGUCUCCUCCCUGGUCCUGCCCCCUUGUUAUCUGCUCCACCUGCCUGUGCUCCGCCCCUCAUUAGUUCCAGGUGUUUCUCAUUUUCCCUCAGUGCAUUUAGACCCCUGUGUUUGCUCAUGUUCUUUCUGUUGAUUGUGUUUGGGUUUUUUGGGCCAUCAUGGACUGGUCUGUUCUACCACCCUCUACGACACCCUCAGUUCCUGGACUCUGUUCAAUCUGAUUUGAAUAAAAGCAACUCACGCUUGCA
Pygocentrus nattereri (red-bellied piranha) is the source of this 1509-nucleotide messenger RNA. RefSeq names its product interleukin-8-like. The transcript is spliced from 4 exons. The record is from RefSeq and is a predicted model, not a curated record. Lineage: Eukaryota; Metazoa; Chordata; Actinopteri; Characiformes; Serrasalmidae. Gene Ontology annotation, cellular component: extracellular region. The coding region runs from base 221 to 496 and encodes 91 amino acids. Gene Ontology annotation, biological process: neutrophil chemotaxis; cellular response to lipopolysaccharide; chemokine-mediated signaling pathway. Gene Ontology annotation, molecular function: CXCR chemokine receptor binding; chemokine activity.